AUAUCGUAGUCAUAGCCACUCGUAGGGGCUCCUCCUCCUGCUCUCUCAUUUCACCUAUAUAAAUAAAACCUUUCAUUUUCCAUUCAAUUAUUAUCACCACCACCACCUCUUCAAUCACGCCACGCCAACGCCACCGCCACCAAUAACGUUUCUUUUCUUUUCUUUUUCACAUCUUCAUACCCAUUAAAACAACCCCAUACCAACAAAUCCUAAAAAGAUCCGAUCUUUUACCCUAAAAAACCACCUUAAAAAACCCUAAUUCUCCCUCAAAAACCCACAAAAAAAUUCUUUCUCAAAAUCCAAAAUUGGAUCAGACCCAUUUCAAUUCUCCCAUCAAGAACCUUAAAAACACCAAAAUCAAGAAAAAAACAGAUACCUUUUUCUAUAUAUAGUUGAUGGGCACAAUCAGGUUUUCUAGCAGAGACCUCUCAGUAGGACCGGCCUCAUUAAAUCCUUCACCAUCAAUUCCAAUAACAACAUCGACUUCUAUAACGGAAACCGUAAAUGGGUCUCAUGAAUUCAAGGUCGAUGGCUAUUCGCUAUCAAAAGGCAUGGGGAUAGGCAAAUACGUAGCAUCGGAUACUUUUUACAUCGGUGGCUAUGCAUGGGCUAUAUAUUUUUACCCAGAUGGUAAAAGUUCUGAAGAUAAUGCCUCUUAUGUCUCGUUAUUCAUCGCUCUUGCUAGCGAGGGGAAUGAUGUUAGGGCUUUGUUUGAAUUGACGUUGAUGGAUCAAAGCGGGAAAGAAAGGCAUAAGGUUCAUAGCCAUUUUGGAAGAGCCCUUGAGAGUGGGCCUUAUACGCUUAAGUAUCGCGGCAGUAUGUGGGGUUAUAAACGAUUUUACAAAAGGACUCAAUUAGAGACUUCAGACUUUCUUAAAGAUGAUACCCUAUUAAUUCGCUGUUGUGUUGGUGUUGUUAAGUCCCACACUGAGGGACCAAAGACCUACACCAUUGCCGUGCCCCCUUCCAAUAUUGGUCAGCAUUUUGGAAAGCUUUUAGACAGUGGAAAGCGAACAGAUGUAAAUUUUGAAGUUGAUGGAGAAAUCUGUGCUUCACACAAGAUAGUUCUGGCAGCACGCUCGCCAGUGUUUAGAGCACAACUUUUUGGUCCAAUGAAGGAUCAAAACACUCAAUGCAUCAAAGUUGAAGACAUGGAAGCUCCUGUUUUUAAGGUUUUCUCUCUCUCACUAUUUGUGGUGCCAUACACAAAUGUACACGUGGAUUCAUCUCCCAAGGCACUGCUCCUAUCCUUAUUCUUACUCACUCCAGCUAAGGCAUUAAUCCAUUUUAUAUACUGGGAUGCCUUACCAGACAUGGAGGAGCUUGUUGGUUUGAACUCAAAAUGGGCUUCCACACUGAUGGCUCAGCAUCUGCUUGCAGCAGCAGAUCGCUAUGCACUUGAGAGGCUCAGAUUGCUUUGUGAGGCUAGACUUUGUGAAGAUGUUGCCAUAAACACUGUUGCAACAACACUAGCUCUAGCGGAGCAGCAUCAAUGCAUCCAACUAAAGUCUGUUUGUCUCAAAUUCAUUGCUUUGCCUGAAAAUUUGAAAGCUGUGAUGCAGACGGAUGGAUUUGAGUACUUGAAGGAAAGUUGCCCUUCUGUCAUCACGGAACUACUGCAAUAUGUUGCCAAAAAUGGUGAGCAUUCUGUCAUCGCUUGUACACAUGGAAAUGAUAACUUAGAUAGCGAUAUGAAUGGAAGACGAGUGAAGCAAAGGAUUCAUUGAUAUGGGAACAACAGAUGCCUCAUCCUCUGGACAAUAAUCAGAGCUUGCUAGGCUUUAGCCAUUUUUGUGAUUGUACUGACAGUUCACUGUAAGAAAAAUUUAAUAUCAGUGGCUCAUUUGUUGGUCAA
Populus nigra (black poplar) is the source of this 1855-nucleotide messenger RNA. Its product is annotated as BTB/POZ and MATH domain-containing protein 2-like. Gene Ontology annotation, molecular function: protein binding. Lineage: Eukaryota; Viridiplantae; Streptophyta; Magnoliopsida; Malpighiales; Salicaceae. The record is from RefSeq and is a predicted model, not a curated record. The coding region runs from base 396 to 1727 and encodes 443 amino acids. Gene Ontology annotation, biological process: protein ubiquitination. The transcript has 5 exons.